This is a messenger RNA of Dioscorea cayenensis subsp. rotundata (Guinea yam), 5115 nucleotides long. RefSeq names its product Fanconi anemia group D2 protein homolog. Bases 1 to 4713 code for a protein of 1570 amino acids. The record is from RefSeq and is a predicted model, not a curated record. The transcript is spliced from 33 exons. Gene Ontology annotation, biological process: double-strand break repair involved in meiotic recombination; mitotic intra-S DNA damage checkpoint signaling; homologous chromosome pairing at meiosis. Gene Ontology annotation, cellular component: nucleus; condensed chromosome. Lineage: Eukaryota; Viridiplantae; Streptophyta; Magnoliopsida; Dioscoreales; Dioscoreaceae. Gene Ontology annotation, molecular function: DNA polymerase binding.
AUGGGCUACACAAUUGUAUCUCCACCGGCACCUGUUCCCUUUGCCAUGCGGCAGAGUAGGAAACAACUCACCUCUUGUUUCUUCUCUCCUUCUCAUCCUGGAUAUGGGCCCAUUUUGCGGCAUUUUUCAGGUUGCUUUGCCUUUUUCCUUGCCCGCUUUUCCAUCGGCGCUCUCUAUAUAAACACUCGCGGGCUUCACACGCCCAAUUUCAAACCUUUCUCCCUUCUCUUCUCUUCUCUUCUCUUCUCCAUCGCCGCGAAACCAUGGUUUUCCUCCACCGCUCCGCUCCAAACCCUCGGAAGCGCCCAGCCGCCACCGUCGCCUCCGGCGGCACCCCAGUCACCACCCCCAAUCUCCAUUCCCAGGAUACGAGACGAUCCCGACGACCACAUCGCGACCGUGAUCUCUCUCCUCGCCGAGGCCGGCUGCACUCUCCACGUCGCCGCAGACGCGCCGCCAUCCCUCCCCGCCGACCUCCACAAGUUCCGCCGCACCCUCGAGUCUCGUCUCUCCUCUGAUCCCUCCCUCCUCCCCCAACUCCUCUCUGGUCUCUCCUCCUACAUCAAUGCCCCCCAAAACCUCCGCCUCCUUCUCGUCCCUGCAUCCCGUGAUGGCUCCUUGCCGAAAACUGAUAGCCUCGCGAGAACCCUUCUCCUCGUUCCCCAAAUCCAACUGCAGCUCCAGCAUUUGCUUCUCGAGAAGCUUCCGGAGUACUUCGAUUCGACUGUCGGUGAUUCGGUGUCGUCGCUUAAGGACGAUGUCGGGAGGAUGAUCAUCAAUCAGUUCAGGUGGCUUGAUUUUCUUGUGGAUUCGGAAAACUUUGUGGAGAAGCUGAUGGAGGUGCUCUCCAUUUCUCCGUUGUCUCUCAAGAAGGAGAUCAUCGGAUCCCUCCCGGAGAUUAUUGGAAACCAGAGCCAUGGAUCUGUGAUCACCGCACUUGAACGGCUCCUACAGGAGGACUCUGAGGUCAUCGUUCCUGUUCUUGAUUCUUUUUCCAAUCUAAACUUGGAUGAACAAUUGCAAGAACAGGCUAUCACUAUUGCGUUGUCCUGCAUUAGAACUGUGGAUGGGGAGUACAUGCCACACUUGCUUCGAUUUCUAUUGCUCUCUGCUACUCCUGCCAAUGUGUGCAGGAUAAUUUUGCAGAUACGCGAGCAGUUGAAGUUUGUUGGUGUGACUGAUCCACUAGCUAUUAGGAACAAGAAGCUCAAAGGCAAAUUGGUGGCAAAUAGCACUGAGGCCUCUACCCUUGAGGCUUUGAGGUUGAGCCUUCAGUUCAAGAACAUAUUAUGUGAGGCAAUUCUGAAAGAGCUGAAGAGUCUUGAUCAACCUCAAGAUCACAAGGUAAUUGAUGUCUGGUUAAUCAUGCUUAUAUACAUAAAUGGUGGGUCUCUGCAGAAGGGCGUGGAGAAAAUAUUGAAGAAGAAAGUUAUUGAAGGUUGUUUAAAUGAAUCUCUGUUUGAUCAAUGCAUACAUGGGCAUCGAGAGCUGGUGAAGGAUCAUUUCUCCUCAUUUCUCUCAGUUUCCGAGUACUUAAUGGCAUGCAGAGAACAAGAAGCAAGGGAUUUCAGUAUUUAUUUGUACACAGCACUGUUUGAAGAAUUCAGUGAUACCUUCUAUAGGCAGGAAGUUCUUGGCUCACUAGUCACUCAUAUAGGUUCUGGAAUCACGUAUGAGGUCAGUUCCGCUCUGGAGGCCAUGUUUCGUCUUACUUCAAAGUAUUCAGAGGAGCUUAUUCCAAUGUCUUCUCAUAUAAAUGGUAUCUUGGAUUACUUGGAGGGAUUUCAUGAUGAAAAUCUGCACAAGGUUUAUGAAAUCUUUUGUUAUUUGGCUGUGUCUGCUCGUUCCAAACCUGAUUUUCUUGGCUCUUCUAUUGCCAAUGAACUUCUGAUGAUUGUGAGGAAGCAGCUUGGCAAUCCAGACAUCAAGUACAGGAAGAUGGGAAUAGUAGGAACUUUGAAGAUAAUUUCCACUCUUGGAGAUGUAAAUGCAACUGUGAAUUUCUCAUCAUCCCAGAAAACCAAUUGUGAAGAAGCUUUGGAACUGUUAAAAUUGGCCAUAGAAUUGAACAAAUCAGCAACAUUGUCCUUGAUCUUGCUAUAUGAUGAACUCAAUUCUUUGUUUGAAUGCAGAAUCCUUCAACCAGCUAUCAUUGAAUGGAUGGGAAAGCAUGUCGGGGAACUUGAAUCCCUGUUUCUUUCUGAUCUCGAGGGAGGACAAUUGCCCCAGAAGUAUGUAUCUAAUGAUAUAGAAGGGGUUCUAUGGAUGAAUUUGGAUGGCAAUCUUUCUCCUAUAUGCCUGAAUAUCUUGCCAUUAAUUUCCUCAAUGGCACUACAGUCAGCUGAUUCUUUGCAGAUUCUUCCUUCUCAAUUUUUGCUAUUGUCUGUUGUUGAAAGGCUAACAAACCAAGGCUCUCUUGGUGGUAUUGAUGCACUUCUGGGUUGUCCACUGCAUCUUCCUUCUCCUAGGCACUUAGCCGCAGGUGAAUGGAAGAGGAUGUCUGGACAGCAAAAGCAGAUACUUUGCCUUUCACUCUAUUACGCAGUCAAUUGGAUAAGAGAGUUGCUGAAUGCCUUUAGCACACAAGUUAUUGAUAAAUUUGAUUGCAUAACUCAGGCCACAAGGGAUGAGACAAAUCGAAAACUCUUGAAACGUUUGAGAAAUCUGGUUUUACUAGAGAGCUUACUGAAUGCUUGUCUCAAGUAUCACCAACUAACUUUACCUGAACUCCGCUGCAAUCUGGAUCAUUCUGGGACUUCUUUCAGCAAGAUUAAUCAUUCAAAGCAGAGGGAGACCAAGAAUGAUCAACCACUGAAGAAGAGAAAGCAUAAGGAUUUGACAGCUUCAGAGAAAUCAGAUCCUUAUGGAAACCUCAGGCAGCCGACAAUAGUGGAGACCCUGAAAAAAGCAGGAGCUGAUAUUAGUCAGGAAGUUGAAAACAGGAGCUCUUCAGGAUCCCCAACAAUCCAAAAGGUAUCACAAUGUGUUGAACAUCAAGAAGCUAACUCUAAUGAACUUGACCUUGUAGAUAUAGCAACAACUUCUGGAGUCUUGGAUGCACAACGGUGCAAAUUCAGACCUCUUCUUGUUGACUCCCUAUUUAUGUUGUCACUCUCUGAGAGUCAGGAUAAUUGCUGUUCAGAUCCUGCAGCUGAGCUGCCAUUGCACCUAUACCUUCUCCGUGAUCUUCACAAGAAGUUGGAUUACUUAAAUCCUCCGAACAGACAGUUUCUGAUGGGUUACACCACAAAGAUCCAACAUGGUCACAACAAGUUAAAAACUUCGGAAUUUUUGACCAAGAUCAGGCCACUCUCUAAAAGCCUAAGGAAACAUUUAGACAGUGCAUUUUCUAUUCUUAAAGGAUCAGAGCCUUGUCAGGAACAUUGGAAAUCUGGGCUGGUUUCAGCUGGAAGCCCGGAUAUUCCAUUUGUGGUGGUCUCAAUGGCUUCUGUCGCUAGUUCUGUUUUUAGAGAAGUUCUUUGCUGCUACAGAAAGAUGCUAAGCAUUCCAGACCUUUUUCUUCAAACAAGUUUGCCGACUCUCAGGGACAUGCUAGAUGCUUUCCAGUCGGACAAAGAUUCAAGCCAAUUUUUCUCUGGGCUCCAACCUUUGCCAAAUCCUGGGAGCAUUGUUUACUUGUACUGCAGAGUGUACUCAUUCCAUGAGGAUCUACUGGAUAUGGCAUAUUCUUUGCCUUUCUCACUGGCAUCAGAAGUUUUGGUAACUCUACAGUCAAUUCUGAACUCGAUUGCGAUGUUGUUUGAUAAGUCUAUGGAGGAAACUGGGAGCAGCACACAUGUAGGAUUCACUCAGAGUCUCCUUCCUUUUCUGCGAAGCAAGCUGGCCUCUUCUGCCCGGAAGCUUUUAAUGUAUGAUUGGAACUGUGCUGAUAAUGAGAACGAACUGAAAAUCAAAGGUGAUGUACUUCAAAAGAUAUUACAUAUUUACCUUAGAAACAGCGAAUCUACUCCUGAUUUACUUGAUGAGUUGGCUUGCUCUAUCUUGCCUCAGGUUCCUUCAUGCAGAACAAACAACACACAAGAAGCUGCCCAUAGUUUUCCAACAUUGUGCCCAACAAUGUUUCUGACAUGGUACAGGGUGUUGCAUGAAGAGAACCUUGAUGUUUUAAACAAGCUGGUCAAGGGGGGGUCAUUGAAAUCAAGGUCCAAUAUUCAAAGAAAACCUGCUGAAGUGAUGAUAAAACUCCGGCAGUCAGUUAAUGUCGUUGUCUCUUUGAUCAGUAUGUGCAAAAUUCAUGACAAGGUUGCAGUGCAUGCUAUUGCGGUGAAGUAUGGUGGUAGGUUUGUUGAUACUUUCUUAAAAGUUUUUGACUUCCUAGAAGCCCAUUUCAAGGAACACAAUGACAUCAUAAUACAAAUGGUCAAGGAGCUCCAGAAAGCAACGAGAAUUAUACAGACCUUGUGUUCUGAGGCUAAGGGUUCAAAACGAACUAUGAUCACCAGCAAGAUUCCUGCUACAAAGAGAUCCAUGGAGCGUUUUGUGUUUCAAGUCAAGGCUCUUUUGCACAAUACAUCAAAUGGAUCCACUUUUUGGAUGGGUAAUCUGAAACACAAGGACUUGUAUGGCCAAGUGGUGAGCUCGCAAGUGUACGACAAUGGAGAUGAUGAUAUGGAUAGAGAAGCAGAAAAUAACUCUGAGCCAGAUACUGUCAUCCCUGAUGAUGAUCAUGAACAAGGCGACAAUGACAAGUGAAUCAGAUAUCAUGGAUGAUCUCGCUGUGUGAGACUUAAGCUGAUGUUAUUCUGAAGGGUCAAAAGAUUAUGAAAGAAAAAAUCUCUUGAAAAUCAAGUGAACAAUGAAGAGGAGGAUGUGGGUCAUGAAGUGGACCCUAAUGCAGAGAUAUUUGAUUGCAAAACCAUGUGCAAGAUUGGCUCAACGGCAACAUGGUGUUUAAAUGUGUGAUCCUAUUGUCCUUGGGGGCCACUAUGUUUCACACGAGAUCACCAUGUUCAAUUUGAAACCAUUGUUACACAAUACCAUAUAUGUAUAUACAUAUUAAUGAUAAGGUGUAAUGCUGAUGUUUGUAGCUUGUCUGAACUUUUGUUAUCAACCACUGCCAUGGAUCUUAAAUACAUGUCUACCUUAUGGUAUUAU